Messenger RNA from Bursaphelenchus xylophilus (pine wood nematode), 2615 nucleotides. Lineage: Eukaryota; Metazoa; Nematoda; Chromadorea; Rhabditida; Aphelenchoididae. The record is from the annotation of a GenBank genome assembly.
AUGACUUCCAAGGCGAUCAAGACAAUUUUGAUGUGCAGACCGACUUAUUUUCAGGUAAAAUUAGUGUUGUUUUUAUUAAGACUAUAGGGUUACUACAUUUUUUACAUUGGAUAUAACCCAGUGCAGGUUAAUGUAGAGAUAUGCAAACUUGUUGAGGGUAUUUUCCUACUUUUUUAGCUACAGAGGGCCAAAAAUUAUGUUGUAGCAAACCAAUUUUGAUAUUUUGAUGAUUUCUUGCAUUCUCUGUCAGCCAAAAAUUCUUAGUGAUCAAAAUAUUGAUUUUGAUAAAUUUAUGACAUGUCUCACGAAAGGGUAUGCGUUUUUCAUUUGUCUUCGCGCUAAAUUACAUUAUUUUAGGUCAGGUACUCCAUCAACCCAUGGAUGAAAUUAAAUCAACCAGUUGAUGUCCCCAAAGCCCAGAGUCAAUGGAAUACGCUUAAGGACGAAAUUGAGAAAGCAGGCGGAGUAGUUAAAGUCAUGGAGCCACAUGUAAAUCCUCCUUUUUUAUAUUAAUCAUCAUUUAGGGAGCCGAACAGUUCCCGGACCUCGUUUUCACAGCGAACGCGGCGACCGUCCGCAACAAAACGGCUUAUUUGGCAAAUUUCUUUUAUCCAGAACGUCAAGGAGAACGUUAUUUCUAUGGAAAGUGGUUCAGUGAUAACGGAUACGUGACUACCGGAUCUCUGGAUAUCCCAUUUGAAGGAACUGGAGACGCGUUGUGGGCUGGGUCCAAACGCGAUAAAUUGAUUUGUGGAGUGGGCCCCAGGACUGAUGUCAAGGCGUUGGAUGAGGUCCAUAAAGCGCUGAAUGUGGAUGGAAAUACGCCUUUUAAGACCGUGGGGAUGAGAUUGGUCGAUCCCAGGUGAGAGAGAUGCACCUGUUAAAUGAGUUCGAGGUGUGUAUAGUCUGUGCCCCGUUUCAGUUGACCGGACUGAAUGGGUGAGAAACAAUGACCGGUUGUUUGGAAAAGCAACCUGUUGUGACCAAAUAAGGUUCUCGAUUUUAUAGUCUGCGCUUGUUUAUUCGACUUGUUACACUUGGGAGUUCAUGAAGGGUUUUGUCAUUAUUAAACAGUUUAGCAGUUUUUUAAGGUAAAAAGAAAGUUACGUUGCGGCAGAACUCUACCCCUUUUCUGAACUUUACCCCAAUCUGAACUUUACCCCUUUUUCAACUCUACCCCAAAAAAGGUUGAACUCUACCCCUUUUUUGAUUUUCGCCAAAAAAUCUGAACUCUACCCCUUUUUGAACACUACCCCAUUUUGAAAAUUGAAAAAAUAAGGCGUGACAUCUUAUACGAUGAAAAAUUUUUUCAAAUUGAAAAUAAUGAGGUGUGACAUCUUAUACGAUGAAAUUUUUUUUCAAAUUGAAAAUAAUCAGGUGUGACAUCUUAUACGAUGAAAUUUUUUUUCAAAUUGAAAAUAAUAAGGUGUGACAUCUUAUACGAUGAAAAUUUUUUUCAAAUUGAGAAAAAUCAGGUGUGACAUCUUAUACGAUGUAAAAAUUUUUCAAAUUGAAAAUAAUCAGGUGUGACAUCUUAUACGAUGAAAUUUUUUUUCAAAUUGAAAAUGAUCAGGUGUGACAUCUUAUACGAUGAAAAAUUUUUUCAAAUUGAGAAGUAUAAAGAUUUUUUAGAAACGAUGUUGGAUCGUGGUUACCAAUAAUUUCUAACGUGUUUCAAAUGAAUGGGGACGUAAUUGGUAAGUUUAAAGCCCACUUCGAAAAAAUUUGAUUAAAUUGAAGGUUUUAUUAAUUAUUGUAAUAAAGUUUGAGAAAUAAAAGUUGUCAUUGUAAAUCGGAGAAUAAACUCACUAUGACUUUUCAAUUUGAAAAAAAAUUUCAUCGUAUAAGAUGUCACACCUUAUUAUUUUCAAUUUGAAAAAAAUUUUCAUCGUAUAAGAUGUCACACCUGAUUAUUUUCAAUUUGAAAAAAAUUUUCAUCGUAUAAGGUGUCACACCUCAUUUUUUCAAUUUUCAAAAUGAGGGGUAGUGUUCAAAAAGGGGUAAAGUUCAUUCAAGGGGUAGAGUUGAAAAAGGGGUAAAGUUCUGAAGGGGUAAAGUUCAAAAAGGGGUAGAGUUGAAAAAGGGGUAAAGUUCAGAAAAGGGGUAGAGUUCAGGUUCAACCAGAAAGUUAGCCAUUGCUGGAACUGCAGAAAAAAUCAAUCUGCUUGCAGAAAGUUAAACAAAAUUCAUAAUUUUUGCUUCAAAAAUAUAGGAAAAUCAAUGUGUUUAUUUUUCUAGCAGUUUAGUUAUGGUUUGGUCGCCAACGUUGAACCUCUGACAAAAAAAUUGAUUUUCUUUCUUUUUCCAGAUUCUACCACAUCGACACUGCUCUCUGCCCCCUGAACGAUGACCUAGGGAUCUACUAUCCCUAUGCGUUCGAUCCCAUCUCACGACACAACCUGAAAAACGAGUUGGAGCUGAUUCCAGUUAGCCAAGACGAUGCCGCUCGCUUUGCUUGUAACGCAGUUGUCGUUGGAAAGACGGUAAUCAUUCACGAAGGCUCUGAGCUAAUCGCCAGAGACCUGGAAAGGGUCGGAUAUACGACAGUUUUCGUCAACAUGUCAGAGUUUUUGAAGAGCGGCGGAUCUUGCAAAUGUUGUACGCUUGAAAUUUAA